This is a messenger RNA of Paramecium pentaurelia, 225 nucleotides long. NCBI's taxonomy places the organism in Eukaryota, Ciliophora, Oligohymenophorea, Peniculida, Parameciidae. The record is from the annotation of a GenBank genome assembly.
AUGCUUGAAUGUAAUUAAGAUGUACUUGAAUAUCUAUAUCCUUAUGAUUGUUUAUUUAAAAGAACAUCAGAUAUUAGAUCUUUUUCAUCAAUUCAACAAAUUUUAAAUCUUAAAUAUUUAAUUUACAAUUAAUUUUUUCAUCAAGAUCCAGAUUUCAAUCUUGGCAUAUUAAUGUCAUAUUAGAAUUCUUGUUAAAUGAAAAAGCAAGAAUAACUGCAUAUUUGA